Molecule: messenger RNA, 2189 nt
Organism: Daldinia decipiens
Lineage: Eukaryota; Fungi; Ascomycota; Sordariomycetes; Xylariales; Hypoxylaceae
Product: nitrogen permease regulator 2
Exons: 2
Coding region: 255-1610 (451 amino acids)
Biological process (GO): negative regulation of TORC1 signaling; positive regulation of autophagy
Cellular component (GO): GATOR1 complex; vacuolar membrane
Molecular function (GO): GTPase activator activity
Source: RefSeq, a predicted model, not a curated record
AAGUCACUGCCGGCCUUUAGCCGAUGUUGCCUUUACGGAACAUUCCGUCACAAGCGUUGAACCUGCUUCUCAACCCGCCAACCAUAUUCUUAGGUCAAGGAAAUUACAAGCAACGACGUACUCGGGCAUUUAAUUAAGACACAAGAAAAGACACAAGAAAACAACGAGUUAAACCCGAAUUGGCACAUGAUACUUAUUUUUGAAAUGUGGCUAUCAUCAAGUGCGUGGCAGUUUGUAUACGGCCGAACGUUCAGAUGAUCCAAGGAAUCUUUUACGCAAGGUUCCUUCCUCAAGAAGGAACCAAGAUCGUAGCUCAAUCCCCACCAGGAUGUAUCGUGGCAACUACAUAUACGCCGCAUCUCAAGCCGCCCCUGGUCGACUUCGAUAUAAUCCAGGAGUACAUCAUUCCGCGGAAAGCUUUCUUCAACCGGUUCAUGACGGUAAACUCACCAGAUAAUAAAUACAGCAUCCUGCUAUUUCCAGUCUCCAUUCCUAAUGAGAGAUACCAUCGUAACGAGUUCAUAUUCAACUUCGGGCUAGUCAUAGAAUCAGAUGUAGACCAUAUCCCAUACGAGAAGCUAGUGAGGCGUCUAGCAGUAACCUUCGCCGAGAUGGAGCGUCAACACGGGUAUCUAAGCUCAGAGGGGCGGGUAGACGAUGGCAGACGGCCUAUCGAGAGCUUACUAGAGAUCGUAAAGGAAGACCUCAACAACUACGGGGAGUGCAUGAUUCCCGUCGACGACGCUAAUACCCUCAAUAUGAAGCUUUUCCCCUACCACCCACCUCCCGCCCCUGUUCGCGGCUGGCAUGUGCCCGUACCCAAGAUGAAACUCACCGACAUCGUCGACCCUACGUGGGACUUGACGCUACAGAAGAUCAUCCCUUACGUUGAUGGUGUCAACGACGUGCGCCGCAUCGCGUGGCUAGCUGACGUAUCGUUACCGCUCACCCAGAUCGCGCUACAGCACCUUUUAUAUUAUGACACUAUUCUCCUCUUAGACAUGUUCUUCUUUGGCAGCUGUUAUGCGCCAAGACCCGGCGUGCACGACUUUAUCGUAAACAGGGACGGUAUCGUCGAUGAGUGCGCCGGGUAUGUAUGCGUUAGCAAUCCCCUUACCGGUAGCAGUAGCACUGCCAAAGCGUCUUCUACUACUGGCACGACCGAGGACGGGAACGAUACCGCAACAAAUGCUGAUGGAGGACGGCAACAGCAACAGCAACAGCCGGUAUCCCACUACCAAUUAGUGAAGCUGAUGACCACGUUUUGCGCAGGGCGCAGUGUCAUGGAGUGGAUCAAGCUGCACCAGGAUGCAGGAUUCGACGUUCUUCGACACGUAGACGUGCGGCGGCUAGUUCAAUUCGGGGUGAUCAAGGGGCUAUUAUACCGGGUGCACAAGUACGUCGUGUCAAAGCAGUGUCUUGAGGCUCUGGCGACAGGGAGGCGCGUAUUAUCAAGAAGUGACGAUGGUGAGGAGGACACAUUGCUGCGGUACGCCGAUGGCUGCCACUCCUUCGACCAGAUCAUCACCGAACAGAACAUGACGGAUGGCGAGAUCAUGAGGAAGCUGAGAAGUCUCGAACCGGGAGAUCGCACCGUGUUCUACAGGUAGUGGAUUUACGAAAGCAGAAGUGAUUGUGAAGAAAUAACUGAAUGAAUAAUUUACGAUGGGGGCAAAUAGGUUAUUCGACAGAGCACAGCUCCAAGACCGAUUCUAUACUUCUCUCUACUGGGCAUAUGGCUACUCGCUCACCAGAGCAACUAAGAAGCGAAUCAAACAGACAUAUUUUGCUAGGCUGGCAGCAUGAUGGACAACCAUGUUGGAAUCGCAUAGUAGCUACAGCAUUUUUCUAAUAAAUUUGUCCAUCUAGGCAAGUAGGGAAUGUCCAAGGCUAAUUCGGCAUGAGCACCACAGUAACUGCCCCAAGCAUUAAAUAUCUAUUAUCCCAGAUCACGAAAGGCAAUGAGACUUUAAGGGCCACCCCAGGAAUACGGCCAAUAUACAAUACAAGAUGCUGGAAACAAUAGAAUAAGGGACGAGCUUUGAUAUUGGUAUAAGCUACCAACUUUACAGAGGGUGAAAGACUACCACGACUCUUUGUAGGGAAUAAUUUAACAGAGUAGAUUGUCAGUAUAUAUGCCUACCCAUCCCUGGUUAAUGCUAUUGAACUCUAGAAUAUUACCUAUUUAG